CUACUUCCGGGACUCCCAGCAGAUUAUAAAUCUAUGAUCAAUCCCCGGUUUUCCUCUAGCCGGUGACCAUCAUCCAUCACUCCCGGUCAGCAAGUGAUCAUGUCCGGAAUCCCGGAGAGCCGCAGCGGAGCGGAGCGUGUCGGAUACAUCACCCGGAUCCAGAGCUUCAGCGCCUGUCACAGACUCCACAGCAUCCACUUGAGUGAUGAAGAGAACAAAAGAGUUUAUGGAAAAUGCAACAAUCCCAACGGUCAUGGACACAACUACACAGUGGAGGUGACAGUGCGUGGAAAGGCUGAUGAAAAUGUGUUUAGGCUCAGUGUCUGAUAUAGAAUCAAGGAGUAAAUUCAGGCACUAUGGAGGACCAGAAUGUAUGCACGUCAUCAUUUUUUGGCUUAUAUCUACAUUUAUUUAUCCGUUUCCUGUAACCACUGAUCCUGGAGGGUUCUGCAGGAGGAGACAGACAACCAUUCACACCUACAGCCAAUUUAGAGUCACCAGUUUACCUGCAUUUGUUUGGACUGUCGGAAAACCUG
This is a messenger RNA of Plectropomus leopardus (leopard coralgrouper), 536 nucleotides long. The record is from RefSeq and is a predicted model, not a curated record. NCBI's taxonomy places the organism in Eukaryota, Metazoa, Chordata, Actinopteri, Perciformes, Serranidae.